AUGACGUCAGCAAACAUCGAAAUGGCAGUUUACUGCUUUGACGUCAUCUACGCACAACUCAACCGUCAGAAAGAACCGACGGUGCCAAGAGAAAUAUCUGAUGUGAAGCUUCCGCUAUUCGUGACAUGGAAGAAAGGAGUGCAUCAUGAUUUGAGAGGAUGCAUCGGCACCUUUUCUGAUCUGAGAUUGGGCGAAGGGUUAAACGAGUAUGCCAAAACCAGCGCGUUCCAUGACUCGAGAUUCAAGCCUAUAACGAAAGAAGAAGUUCCAAGUUUGCAAUGUGGAGUUUCUCUCCUGAUCAACUUUGAAAAUAUUCACAAUUAUCGUGACUGGACCAUCGGUCGUCAUGGAGUCCGGAUGAAUUUCAGUGACGGUCGUCGCACUAGAAGUGCCGUUUUCUUGCCUGAAGUUGCUUCGGAACAAGGAUGGAACCACGUGGAAACUAUCGAUCACUUAAUUCGCAAGAGCGGAUUUAAUGAUUACAUCACCGAGGAGCUCCGCCAAAGUCUCAGAAUCGUCCGCUUCCAAAGCUCGAAAAUAGUUGUGGAUUAUAAGGACUACGUUCAAUAUAAGCAACAUCACGGCCAGCCCAUUCCACACUGA
Caenorhabditis briggsae is the source of this 603-nucleotide messenger RNA. Lineage: Eukaryota; Metazoa; Nematoda; Chromadorea; Rhabditida; Rhabditidae. Bases 1 to 603 code for a protein of 200 amino acids. The transcript is spliced from 5 exons. The record is from RefSeq and is a predicted model, not a curated record.